Molecule: messenger RNA, 435 nt
Organism: Vombatus ursinus (common wombat)
Lineage: Eukaryota; Metazoa; Chordata; Mammalia; Diprotodontia; Vombatidae
Product: 60S ribosomal protein L26-like
Exons: 1
Coding region: 7-435 (142 amino acids)
Biological process (GO): cytoplasmic translation; ribosomal large subunit biogenesis
Cellular component (GO): cytosolic large ribosomal subunit
Molecular function (GO): structural constituent of ribosome; RNA binding
Source: RefSeq, a predicted model, not a curated record
GCCAAAAUGAAGUUUAAUCCAUUCGUGACCUCAGACCGAAACAAGAACCGCAAGAGACACUUCAAUGCACCCUCACAUAUCCAGCACAAGAUCAAGUCGUCCCCACUCUCCAAGGAGCUGAGGCAGAAAUACUCAAUGCCCAUGAGGAAGGACGACUUGGAUCAGGUGGUUUGUGGACACUACAAAGGUCAGCAAAUUGGCAAGGUAGUACAGGUUUACAGAAAGAAAUGCAUCAUCUACAUUGAGGGUGUGCAGCAUGAGAAAGCUAAUGGCAAAACUGUCCAUGUGGGCAUUCACCCUAGUAAGGUAGUUAUCACCAGACUAAAGCUGGAUAAAGAGAGAAAAAAAAUUCUUGAGAGUAAAGCCAAAUCCCGACAAGUUGGAAAGGAGAAGGGCAAAUAUAAAGAAGGAACCAUUGAAAAGAUGCAAGAAUAA